This is a messenger RNA of Paramecium octaurelia, 1652 nucleotides long. The record is from the annotation of a GenBank genome assembly. Lineage: Eukaryota; Ciliophora; Oligohymenophorea; Peniculida; Parameciidae.
AUGAAUUUACCAAAAGUUUCAUUUUUUGAUGAUCCAAAAUCAAAUUUAUGGAUUAAAGAAGUAAUUUAGGCAUCAGAUCCAAAAAUUAGUGGGACACUGAUCAAAAAUUCUAAAUUAGGAAUUUAAAAAGAAAGCAACUAUUUUCUAUAGGAUGGAAAACUGGCUUGUUAACAUAAAUAUAUAGAUCUAUAGAAUGCUUCUCUGGAGAAGAUAAAAAAUAUAGGAUUUAAAUUGACAAAGAAUCGCAAAUCGGUUGAAUUGCUUGCUCAUAAUGAACAGGCACAAGGAAUGUGGUAUAAUUAGCUUAAACAGUAUUGCAUUUAGAGAGGGUUCAAUAAUGUAUACUCCAUAAAUAAAUUGAUUGGGAAAGGGAAUUUUGCAAAGGUAAAGCAUUAUCGAUUAAGUCAAGGUGUACAGUGCAUCCAAAAAGAGUGAUCACUCGAUGUAUGCUGUAAAGGCUUUCGAUAAGCUAAAAUUUUAAGAUAUUAGAAUUGACAAGGUAGAUUCAUAGUGUAAUUAUAGCCUGCUUUGAUUAAGGAGUUAUCAAUAAUGAGAAAGAUGGAAUUUGUGGGUGUAAUAAAAUUAUAUGAAGUGUUUGAGAAUGAUAAUUAUAUAUUUUUGGUAUGUGAAUUGCUAGAGGGAGGUGAAUUGUUUAAUCAAAUGAAAGGGAAAGCAUAUGAUGAGAAAACUGUUGCUCAUAUAAUGUUUAGAAUUUUGCAAUCCAUUGAUUACAUCCACUCAGUUGGUGUUUUGCAUAGAGACAUAAAGGUUAAGAAAAGUGAUAAUUAUAUAGCCAGAAAACUUGAUACUCAGAUCAAAAAGGGACAUGGCUGAUGUCGUGAUUGCAGAUUUUGGUCUUGCUGAUUUCUAUAAUUAAGAAGGAGAUUAUAUGUUUAAGCGUUGCGGAACUCCUGGUUAUGUAGCUCCUGAGUUGCUUUAGGAUAAAAUCUAUGAUUAUAAGAUAGAUAUCUUUAGUGCAGGAGUACUGAUGUUCAUCAUGUUGACUGGUCAAUCUCCAUUCAAAGCCAAAUCAUAUGAUGAAAUAGUGAUGAAAAACUAUCAUUGUUAGAUCGAAUUCAGUUUAAUUAAUAAUCAACCCCUAAGUGAAGAGGCAGUUCAUCUCUUGACUUCGUUACUCGAAAAGAAUCCAGAUUUGAGAAUCAGUUCGGAACUUGCUCUCCAACACCCAUGGUUUUAGAAGUAAGGAGAUCAUAAAUUAAUCUUGUAAAUUGUGUUUAUAUCUUGAAGAGCUGACACAUACCCUAGACAUAAAAAGAACUCUGAAUUGUAUGCCAAAACACCAUUAAUGGGAUAGGAGUUAAAUUAAUCUAUCACUUCGACACCUCUAAGUGUUACACCAUAAAUGAGGAGCAAGUCCAAUACAACUGAUCAAUAAAAAGAAGAUUAAGUUUCGUCUACUUCAAGAUAGUAGAGUUAAUCAUUAAAAAUUUAAAAAUAAGAAUAUAUCCUAGAAGAAAAUGAAUACAAUGUUAAUGAAGAAGAUGAUGUUCCUCAUAGUCAUCAAAUUAAAAUGUAUCAAAUUCAGCCAAAAUUAAAAAAAAGUAUCUAUCUCGAUUUUAUUAAUAGAUUAAGAGGAGUAACAAUAAAAAUAGAAUGUCAAUAACAAAGGUUCACUCUAAUUCAAAGUUUGA